AUGAUAGCAGAUGUUAAAGAUAUUGGAAACAGUGCAAUUUCUCCUAGUGUAGAAGGAGGAGGAACCUUGCAGCAAUCCAGCAGUUGCAGUCGGGUCUCCUUUCUAACAAAUCCUAAAGGGCAGCCAUCUUGCUUCCUUCUGCUUCUCUACGAAAGCAGCCUAGCCUCCGCAUCAAUAUUCAUAAGGCAGUUUGACGUCUGUUCUCAUCACUCAGCGGGGCCGGCGUCUCGGGGCGGCCGCGCCGAGGGGGCGGACGUGACUUGCAUGCGAGCGGGACCCGGGCGCGCGGCGCUCGCGAGGAGGCGGCGGCGGCCGCCCAAGCUCUCGCCGCUGCCACUGCCGCUACCGCCGGCUCUCCUCCUCCGCCCGGGCCUCCUCCUGCUCCGCCCCGGCCUCCUCCCGCUCCGCCCCGGCCUGCGCCGCCGCCCUGGGGCCCUCAGCCCCGGCUCCCAGGGAAUUAGCCCCCCGCACCGGGCGUCCAGCACAAAGGCCGGCGGCACCUGGGGCCGUACAGCGGGGCGCGCAGUGGAGACCUGGGCUGCCCUCACGCCGUGCAGUGGCGCGGGGGGAGUGGUGCGCCCGGACCAGCGCGGAGUAGGGGCCAGGGCUGGCGAGCGCGGGGAAGGGUGCAGCCCUCGGGAACCCCGGGGACCUCGGCGGGUCUCCACCCCUGGGAGAAGAAGCAGAGCAAGCGCGAAGGUUGGGGGCGAGGUGGGAGGUUGGGAUGGCACGGGUGCCUGGACAAAGACGUGACAUCUAAGAUUUCCCUUUGAAACUUUUUGCUGGUCUGCACUCCACCACCACUUCGAGGUCCCGCGCACACGCCCCCGCGCGCACCCACCUCCUCCGGAGUGUACCCGCACGUGCCCUCGCUCUGGCCCCCGCCUCCACCCACUGGCACCUCUCCCCGCACCACACCUCCGCUUGCGCCCACCUUACCCUCAGAGGCCCGCGUCUCUAUCUCCCUUUAGAUCCCGUUGCCCGCGCUCUCCUUUCCCUUUUCUGUCGCUUUAAUCUCAUUCAGCAGAAGCGCUCCCCUGUUUCACCGAGGGCAUGCCCUUAGUGCUUUAGGGGCCUGUAUUUUUAAAGACCCGACAAACUGGGAAAUUGACCGAGUUCUGUUUCUCCCCGCCCCGGCCCACCUUCUGUUUACUUUAGCCACGUGGGCUGAGUAGAAGGGGGCGUCUCACAGAUUGAAAUAGGUUUCUCACUAGUGACCCCCUACUUCUCGCUAGGAGGAAAUAAACCUGCACUUUCAAAUGCUUAAGUUGCCUCUCGUAAGAGCCCUUACUUUGAAGUAGUUUCCCCCCGUACAAUUAAGUAAUGAAGAAACCGACCGAUACAGAGCUAAUUCCGAAUGACGGAUGCUUGAUUUUCCCUGACAUUCGGAGCUCUGUAACUAUGCUCUUCCUUUGACCGGAGUUUUUCUCUAUUGCCGAGUAGUGUUACUUCCCCCUUCUAAUGCUCCUUUUUCUAAUCAUCAACUUUUUAUUUGAAGAUGAGAUGAAGAACAAAGCCCAUAUGAGUCAUAAGAGACAGUUUAAUCAGUCCGUGACCAAAAUCAAACAGAGUAAACUGUGUCAUCAUGGAGAUCUGCCCAGGAAAUCCCCAAAAUACAGAAGGAUCAGAAGUAGAUGGAAAUAAUGUCAUAGAACGUCUCUCACAACUGUGUUAUAAGAAUGACAGGGAAGCUACAGGUUACAACAGAUUUGUGAACUCAGCCAAGCACAGUGGUGGCAGGGCCUAGCUGCUACAAAGAAGACAUGUUUUAGACAAAUACUCAUGUGUAUGGGCAAAAAACUCGAGGACUGUAUUUGUGACUAAUUGUGUAACAGGGUAUUUUAGUUCCUGUUCUGUGGAAAGUGUAAAGCAUUCCAACAAAGGGUUUUAAUGUAGAUUUUUUUUUGCACCCAUGCUUUGAUUGCUAAAUGUAAUAGUCAGAUCGUGACGCUGAAUAAAUGUCUUUUUCUAAAAAAAAAAAAAAAGAA
This is a messenger RNA of Homo sapiens (human), 1988 nucleotides long. RefSeq lists its product as uncharacterized. Bases 1 to 753 code for a protein of 250 amino acids. Lineage: Eukaryota; Metazoa; Chordata; Mammalia; Primates; Hominidae. The record is from RefSeq and is a predicted model, not a curated record. The transcript has 3 exons.